CACGCGUCGAGCUCAACAUGGUCAGUGGUCGGUAGGCAGCAAGGAGCAAAGCGCUCAACUUCCCGAAUCGAGAGCCUGGAAUUCCCCCUUUAUCAUCGCUCCUCGCCCUUUACUCACUUCUUACAUAGCCGUUUUUCUCCCGCAAAUCCAUGAGAGAGCAAUUCUCAUAGCUGCUGCCAGGAUGCCCGCCCCUGGUGACCAACACACCAGCAUCGCGAACCCGUUCGCCGAGCCGCAGCAGCGCAUCUCCGAAUACACGGCACAGGAGAUUGCCACGCUCCAGAGCCGACUCGAGAAGCAGCUUGGCCCCGAAUAUCUCUCUACGCGCUCGGGCCCGUCGGGGCAAAAGGUGCACUACAUCACCGCCGAGAAAUGCAUCGCGCUCGCCAACGAGGUCUUCGGCUUCAACGGGUGGUCCUCGAGUAUCCAGAACAUCCAGGUCGACUUUGUUGAGGAGCACCCGCAGACGCUGAGGGUGAACAUCGGCCUGUCCGUCAUCGUGCGCGUCACGCUGCGCGAUGGGACGUACCACGAGGACCUCGGAUAUGGACACACGGAGAACUGCAAGGGCAAGGCCGCCGCGUUCGAGAAGGCCAAGAAGGAGGGCACCACGGACGCGCUGAAGCGUGCUCUCCGCCACUUCGGCAAUGUGCUCGGCAACUGCAUCUACGACAAGGCGUAUCUGGCCAAGGUCACCAAGAUGAAAGUGGCGCAUCCUAAAUUUGACGAGACCGGUCUGCAUCGGCAUCCGGACUUCGUGGUCAAGAAGGAGCCGGUCGACGGUGAGACGUCCAAGGAGAAAGGUGCGCCGCCUGCACAGUAUUCGGAUUUCUCUUUUGAGGACUUCCUCGGAGAAUUGGACGAGGCCGACUUCAAUAUAUCUGAGGAGGGCCAUCCGGACGAGGUACUCCUACCAAACUCGAAUGAGACCGACUCGAACCAGUCUAAUGCGUCUAAUCGGAAUCAUCACCAACCGGAUAACGGCGGGAACAGCUCGAUGCAACCGCCAGGGAGACAGCUGGCGAGGACCGCUUCAGCAGGCAACAACCCCCCGCGGCAAGCGCCACAAACACCAGUCCAGCAACCUCCUCGGCCCAACACCAACAGCUUCCCUGGGGCGCAAAGUAAGGGUCCUCCUGCUGCCGCGCCCCCCCAGCAGCAAUUCAAUCAGAACCGGCCGGCGCCCCAACCCAACCAUGCCAACCAAACCCCAAAUCCUCAGGCCCAAAUGACGCCUCCACCCGCCGCUGGCGUCAAUGCCGCGGCUCCCGGUGGCGAACCCGUUGGCUUCUUGACUUCCAAGGCUGUUAAACUGCUCUCGGAAGAGGAAAUCAUCAAAGGCGCCAUCGCCCCCAUAGCUGGCCAAGUCUUCAAUCCGCGACUUGAGAGCCCAUCCAUCCGCAGGACGCCCGGCAUCGACCACUCGGUGACCAAACCGCUCAGCAAGAGCGGAAAGCACGUCCCGCCAAAGAAUCAUGUCGAUCUCGACGACGCGACCGACCCCGACACCGCUGCUUUCUCAAAGAAACCCACCUCCGCUCCCGGUCAACAACAACGGCCACCGCCACCGCCAGCACCACCACCACAACAGCAACAACAGCAACAACAUCACCAGCUGCAGCAGAACCAACCUCCAGGCGGUGCCGGCCCCGCCCGCCCCGCCGGGGGCCCGCCCGGGCGGCCCACGAACGUGAACGUGGUGAACCCGCAACUGGACCAGACCCGGAAGAUCGGCGCGCCGGUGGUGUCGUCCAGCCCGAUUGGGAACCGUGGCCAGUUCCGCCCGCCGACGGUCAAGCGCCCCGCAGCCGGCGAUCUGCCCACCGGCCCUCCUGGAGCUAAGACUUCCGGGGGUGCGGGAGCAACGAAUCCGCGGGUACCGCUGGGGGACGUGUCGAAUAGCUCGGUGAGGGGGAAUGAUGGCGGUGCGGAUGCCGGGCCGGGAGGGCCGGAGGUGAAGAGACAGAGGAUUUCGUGAGUUUGGAAGUCAGUGCGUACGGGCGUGGAGUGGUCAAGGGUUGUUUGGGGACAAGAGCUGGAGGGAAAGGUGCCGGGCGGAUGGUAUCAGACGAGGAUGUCACAUGGCUGGUGGACGAGCUUGUGAAUUGCAACAGGGCGCUGCUGGAUUGGUGCGGUGCCUGCUGCCUGCUAGGUUCUAUUACAUGGCUUGUUGUCGGGAUUAAAAGGGGAACUGCUGGCUUGGAGUUGGCGUUGCUGGCGCGAGAGGCUAGCUUUAAAGCGGCAUCUUUUGGACUGGACUUGGCGGGCAUAUAGCUAGUAUUCUACAUUGUAGCCGUGGAAAUCGAGUGCUUGUCCUCGGAUAGGGUCUCGGCCAUACAUUGCUAACUAGAUGGGUUCCCGCGUCAUAGAACGAGCACUCGCUAGGCUGAAUCCCUCGCGACGAAUGGAAUAGAUUGGAGGUCCACUCAGGACAGCAGUGUUUUCUGACCUAUACUCCUCCCCGUUUCAGCCACUUUCAUGAACGCUGUCAUGCAAGGGAGGAUAGAGAGCGAAGUCAGUUGGCGUCAUUUACUACUAUAAUACAUACCAGGUAUUUUCCGA
Thermothielavioides terrestris NRRL 8126 is the source of this 2562-nucleotide messenger RNA. RefSeq lists its product as uncharacterized. The record is from RefSeq and is a predicted model, not a curated record. The transcript has 4 exons. The coding region runs from base 182 to 1978 and encodes 598 amino acids. NCBI's taxonomy places the organism in Eukaryota, Fungi, Ascomycota, Sordariomycetes, Sordariales, Chaetomiaceae. Gene Ontology annotation, cellular component: nucleus. Gene Ontology annotation, biological process: mitotic recombination; double-strand break repair via homologous recombination; DNA recombinase assembly.